AUGGCUGCCCGAGGCCGUCUGUUGCGAGAACAACCCUUCCAAGUCGAAAGCUUCGUCGCCGUCGAUCGCAACGACGUCCUCGAAAACGGCCCCAACGUCCGCCCGGUCAUGAAGAUCAGAUUGGACGAAAUCGCCUCGGCCUCUCGCGCCCAUCUCUCCAUCGUCGGCAACCCCCGUGAUGGGGGCGGGAUCGACAUCGUGAUUCGUGGCGAUGCUGAAGCAGUGGAGGAAGCAAGAGUCAGGCUUCUAGUCCUGCUCGAUCAACUCAACAGCUUACACUCCGAGGUUUGCGAAAUCGAUUACAAAUUACACCAUAUCAUCGCCGGUCGAAAGCGUUCAGUCAUCCAAUCCAUUCAAGAGGAAACCGCUACCAAUAUCUAUUUCCCGUCGGCUCUGUCCGGCGGUGGCAUCCUGGGCGCUCGUUCUACAUCUUUGGCUGAAAAACAAAACAUGAUCUACAUCACUGGCGAGUUCUUUGGUGUUCAGCGUGCCCGCGAGAUGUUGUUCCAAGUAUCGAUGCACAAAAGCAAAUGCAUUAUAUCCAGGGACACGGCUAUGCUCCCCAGGAAGCUGGAUUGGUUGCUUAUGGAAAAAUUGGCCCAGCUCCAGGAAAUCAUGUAUGACAAUGGCACGUUUAUCAACUUUCCGCCCAUUGGCAGUCAGGUCAGCGUGCUUUCGGUCUAUGGCGACCAUCGUGUUCACAUCGAACGCACUAUCCGAAGUCUCAUGCAAUUGGCCUGCGAGUUUUACAUCGCCAACGUUUGGUUGCUCCCUAAAUCGAUCCAAGAUGUCUAUCCGAAUGGCUCACAGCCCAGCAUUGUCAAUCAAGCCGCAAUUCAAUCUGACGGCAAUCGCAUUGCGAUCGAAUCUGGCGCCGAAGUGGUGUUCAAAAGUACAAACAGUUUUGAAGUUUAUGGUACUGAGAAGGUUACCAAACGAGCCGUCGAAAAAAUAUUAGAGUUGGACAUGGUCAAAAACUCUCAAGUCGAGAUCCGAUUCCAGGUCGAGCUGGCUUGCGAACACCGUGACUUCAUAUCAGGCAAGAAAAACGGAAAAUUAAACAAGAUUAUGAAGACUUCGAACGUGAAAAUUAAAUUUGAGUCAUUCAACGACUACAACUUUAUGCUCAACCUCUCCGGUAAUCCUGCGACUGCCCUAAUGGGAUUGACGUUACUAGAGGAAGAACUCCCGGCCGAGAUCUCUUUCCAUAUUCCUGAAGGUUACCACAAGCGAAUCAUCGGAGUCGGCGGUAAAAAUAUCCAAAGAAUCAUGAAAAAGUAUGGUGUUUAUGUAAAAUUUUCUAAUGCGAAGGAGUUUGCCAAAUUGGGGGGCUAUCAAAACAAUCAUGACAAUGUUGUCGCACGCACUCCAGCCAAGAAUGCCGAAAACCUUGAAAACUUGAAACAAUCGGUAAUGGAGCUGGUCCAUCCUAAAGACAAAGACUUUGUCAUUGAAUACCUGAACAUUGAUCGCACCCAACACCGAACAAUCUUGGGAGAGAAAUCUAUUUUUAUUCAUGAUAUCGAGUCUAAGACCAACACGUGCUUCUACUUCCCGUCGACUGAAUCGGGAUCGUCGACUAUCGAAAUCUUCGGCCCACGCUCUCAGAUUGCGAUUGCCAAGCAAAUGAUCAUGUCUCACAUUGGCCUCGAAGCAGAUUGUCGAUUAAUGGCUACAAGUGAGCUGCUGAGGGUGGUCGCGAGCGAUGAAUUUGACGAGAAGGUUAUCCAGACUUGCAAGAAUCAUUGGAAUGUCACUGUCUUGGUCAUCAAUGGUGGAGCCGAGGGCGAGGAAUUAACGGUCAAGUUUGGACUGACUCGGGCGAAUGCUGAGAACUUGCAAAAUGCGCGCGAGACGUUGGAAGCUUUCUUAAUCGAGAAAAAGAUCAACUUUCACCGAGAGAGGGGCGCAACUGGCUCAUAUCCCCGCCGCAACACCGUUACUAGCAUCGGCUCUCUUGAUCGAUCAACCAAUGGCUUCAACACUUUCACCCCACCCACACCAACCGAUACAGCGGGUUUUGGUACGAUCAAUCGACAUGGCAGCGAGAAGGAUCUUCAAGGAUUGGUCGAUCGAAAUGGUGGUCACUAUCACUACCCCUCAUUAUCCUCCUCCACCAACUCAGCUUCCUCGUAUGCAUAUCAUCCGGCCAUGUCCAUGAAUAGAUUUUAUAAUCAGUUUGUUGGUCUAGAUGGGCAUAUGAUUGGUGUAUCCAACGGGCAGACUGCCAUUGGUGCUCCCGGUAAUACGGACUGGGCCUCGAUUCCUAGACAAAUGGUUAAAAGCAACAACUACAACAGUACCAACCCUCUCGCAAGCGGUGUGAACAUGUCCAACAGCCCGAUUGGAAAACCCAUACAUGGCUCUUCCGUUUUAUCCUCACUCGAUGGCAAUUCAUACCCCAGUUUUAUCAAUCGAAAAAGUGCCAUCAGUCCUCGAGCCCAAUCACUUGAUUUGGGUCGACCUACCUUCGGAUCCGGAUCUCAAUUAAGUAAAGAUUAUAAUUCUCAAGGAUUGUUUAACGGUGCAAACUCAGCGGCCGGAGAAUCACCCUCGCGUGGGUCCACCAAUAACCCCGCUGGACUCGGUCAUCGUCAUCGGUUCAGUCAGGGUGGGCUCAACACUUACUCAAGCGGCUUGAUGAAUGGAUUCGCCGGACUCAAUCUCGGUCUCUGA
Puccinia triticina is the source of this 2676-nucleotide messenger RNA. RefSeq lists its product as uncharacterized. Gene Ontology annotation, cellular component: nucleus; cytoplasm. Gene Ontology annotation, biological process: nuclear division. Gene Ontology annotation, molecular function: mRNA binding. The transcript is spliced from 8 exons. The record is from RefSeq and is a predicted model, not a curated record. Lineage: Eukaryota; Fungi; Basidiomycota; Pucciniomycetes; Pucciniales; Pucciniaceae. Bases 1 to 2676 code for a protein of 891 amino acids.